This is a messenger RNA of Paramuricea clavata, 456 nucleotides long. Lineage: Eukaryota; Metazoa; Cnidaria; Anthozoa; Malacalcyonacea; Plexauridae. The record is from the annotation of a GenBank genome assembly.
AGAUUUUCAGAAUCACACAAGUUAACACGACAUAAAGUAUCAGCACACAAGAUAAAUGAGAGUUUUGAAUGUGAUAACUGCAAGAAGACAUUCACAAAACGACAAAGUCUCAAAUGUCACUGGAGAUCACACUUGAGAGAUGGCUUAUUAUUGUGCCACACCUGUCGGAAAGAAAUUAUUCAAGGUCAAGGACAUGCUAGUGAGAUACUGAGUGAUGAUCAUUUUGACUGUGACAAAUGCAACAAACAGUUCCCUGAUAUUGAAAGUUUAUAUCAGCACAAGGCCAAAGACCAUGGUAUGUCCUACCAAUGUGAUGUCUGUAUAGAAUUAAAAGCAAGAGAAGCAACUGGUAUUGGUUAUAUCUGUUGUGUCUGCGAUGCCGAGUUUGAAAUUGCCACUGAACUUGAAGAUCAUAUGAGUAUGCAUGGCAAUGUUCUGGGCAAUAUGUUGUUUUGA